Diachasmimorpha longicaudata is the source of this 2433-nucleotide messenger RNA. It is a transcript of the gene Coq8, whose product is annotated as atypical kinase COQ8B, mitochondrial. The transcript is spliced from 12 exons. The record is from RefSeq and is a predicted model, not a curated record. Gene Ontology annotation, biological process: ubiquinone biosynthetic process. Bases 344 to 2389 code for a protein of 681 amino acids. Lineage: Eukaryota; Metazoa; Arthropoda; Insecta; Hymenoptera; Braconidae.
UAAUUACUUAAUUGAUUGAGUGAAUCCUUUCAACCCUUCCACUUUUCCAAAUAAAAAAACCCUCAAUUGAAUUGCGGCCGAUAUUGUGGAUCAGCCCUGUUAUUCCACAUUUCUUGUUCUCAUUUGUCCAUUUUUCUUUUUAUUUUCCACCACCAAUUUUGAACUUGAUCGUGCUACCACUGAUCAUAACCUUCAAAGUGCUAUUACAUAAAUAGAGAUGAGUGACUGAAAAAAUUGAACCUACCGAUUGUUAGUUGACCAAUAAUCUAUAAUUUUUUUCAUUAUGUUAAUUGUUACUUGCUCGCAAAGCAUAACCUCAAAUUUUCAUAUUUUGUAAAAUGAAAUGGCUCGUCCAUGGGGUUCAGAUGUCAUCGGUGUCCUUCGGGGCAUGCAGACGGUGGUUAAUAGCAUUGCCAAACAUCAAGCAGAAACUAUAAAACACGUUAUAGAUAAUUCCAGUGUCAAGAGAGCAACUGAAGACAAUAUAAACGGAACAAUUCAACAGCUGUCUGAGAUGCAGCUGAGUGAAGCUCCGAAUAAAGUACUGUCAUCGGUACAAGAAUUAUUCAACAGAGUACUUGUCGUUGAGAAAGGAAUAUCCGAGUUUGCAAAGCAGUUCACGAAUGAAGGUACAAAUUCUGCGUCGUACUCACAAAAUUUAAAGUAUGGGCCGGCGGAUCUGGAAAUUUAUCAUCCAGCAAGAGACCCCAGGGAACGAGUUCAUCGAAAAAACUCUGAUAAACCUUCAGAUGAAAACGUUGUUAAUGUUUCAAGGAAAUACAGCAGUGUUAAAGAGAAAAUAGACACCAUUGGAGGAUAUGAAAAAAUGAUUCCUAAAAUAGAGCUGACAAAAAAAGAGAAGGAAGUACUCAGAAAGCUGGAAAUCGAACAUGAAAUUAAUGUAAAAACUAGAGAAGCAGUGAUGGUUGAACCGAAAGUCGUGAGAGUUGAAGUGAAAAAUGAAAAAAAUUUACAAGAUGUGGAGCAAAAAAUAUUCAUGGCGAAAAAAAAUUCAACAAUUAAACCAAUGAUAAAACCCAAGCAAACUCUCUCACCAAACGCGAGGGAAAGAAAGGUUCCAAGCACACGAAUUCAACGUAUGAUAAGCUUCGGAACCCUAGGAAUCGGUUUAGGAAUUGGUACAAUUGCUGAAUAUGGACGAAGAACAUUGGGAAUUAAAGAACAGGGCAUCGGACAAAGUUUGGAUAAUACUUUCUUAACGAAAGCUAAUGCUGAGAGAAUUGUAUCGACUCUUUGUAAAGUGAGAGGUGCUGCUCUAAAAAUUGGCCAAAUAUUGAGCAUUCAGGAUAGUAACAUAAUAAGUUCAGAAAUGCAGAAAGUCUUUGAGCGAGUUCGUCAGAGUGCUGAUUUCAUGCCAACGUGGCAAGUUCAGCGAGUACUCACGGAUGAGUUGGGGACUGAAUGGAGAAGUCAAGUGAAGGACUUCGAUGAAAAACCAUUUGCAGCAGCUUCUAUAGGUCAAGUACAUCUAGUUACCCUUAACGAUGGAUCUCUUGCUGCUAUGAAAAUUCAGUAUCCAGGUGUGGCAGAAGGAAUUCAAAGUGACAUAGAUAAUUUAGUUGGCGUUUUGAAAUUAUGGAACGUCUUCCCUGAAGGAAUGUUCAUCGACAAUGUUGUCGAAGUUGCUAAGAAAGAACUAGCGUGGGAAGUCGAUUAUGUCAGAGAGGCAGAGUGUUCUAAAAAAUUCAGGGAGCACCUGGCGCCUUAUCCGGAAUAUUACGUUCCACAGGUUAUAGACGACCUAUGCUCAAAAAAAGUAUUUACUACAGAACUCAUCGAUGGCGUAUCAGUUGAUAAAUGUAUUGACAUGGAGAUGAAUGUUCGCGAGCACAUUUGUAAAUUAAUAAUGCAGCUCUGCCUAAAAGAAUUAUUCGAGUUUCGUUACAUGCAGACCGAUCCAAACUGGGCCAAUUUCUUUUAUAAUCCAGAAUUGAAACAAUUGAUUCUUCUCGACUUUGGUGCCUGUAGAUCAUAUGACAAAUCAUUUUUGGAUGAUUACAUUGAAAUAAUUCAUGCAGCUGGUCGUGGAAACCGUAAUACGGUUCUUCAGUUGUCGAGGAAGAUGAAACUCUUGACUGGAUAUGAAUCAAAGGUGAUGGAAAGUGCUCAUGUUGAUGCUGUUAUGAUUCUCGGGGAAGUUUUCAGUGAAAACAAUGAAAAAUAUGAUUUUGGGGGGCAAAAUGUUACGAAAAGCAUGCAAAAAUUAGUCCCAACGAUCAUAACUCAUCGAUUGUGUCCACCCCCAGAGGAAAUUUACAGUAUUCAUCGAAAAUUGUCAGGUGUUUUUCUACUCUGUGCUAAGUUGGAUGUCAAGAUCAAUUGCAAAGAACUGUUCCACGAAGUUUAUGAAAAUUACAAGUUGGGAUAAAAUGUAAAUAUCGCAAGAAUGGAAAUAUAAAUAAUUAUGCUCUA